GUACACAGACAGCUGGAUGAGCUGUGUGUGCCGCCGGAAAGGAGCCGGAUUGCACUAUGGCGGGGGUGUCUGCCCGGAGCCGGGGCUGGUCCUCACUCUGCAGGCUUUACCUGCGUCUUCAUGCGGUACCGCCGAGCUGCGGCCGGGCCUGCCACGGAUGGCAGCACUCUGUGAAGAGUACAGGGCUCUUGUGUUUAAUGCCAUCCAGUCGGCUGCCAGUGCAAGCACAAAUCCGUCUUUAUUCUUCCAAUGAGCCCAGGGAAGGCGGUGGACCAACCGAGCCCAGUGCCACAGGCGCCACAGAUAAAUCUCCAGCAGGACUGGAUCCUGGCAAAUCGGAACCUAGAAGCACUUUACUCACAGACCCUAUUCAAGUAAAAGUUAAAGCGGUGCUGAAAAAGAGAGAAUAUGGAAGCAAGUACAUGAAAAAUAACUUUGUUACCGGAGUACGAGCAAUGAAUGAAUUCUGCCUUAAACCCAGUGACCUGGAGUCGCUACGGAAGAUUAGACGAAGAAGUCCACAUGACGACAGUGAAUCAUUUACUGUGUUCUUAAGAUCAGAUGUAGAAGCAAAAGCUUUGGAAGUUUGGGGGAGCCCUGAAGCCAUUUUCAGGGAACGGAAGUUAAGGAAAGAAGAGGAGAUUGCUUACAAAGAAAGUGAGUGGCUAUAUACAGAUGGAGCUGGUGUUACCAUGACCCCUGGCCGCCAUGAUGAUUUAUUUAGAAAUCAGAAAUUAUUAAAAGAAUACAAAGAUUUUCUAGGAAAUACAAAGCCCCGGUUAAGUACAGCAUCCAUGUUCUUAAAGGGCCCUGGGAAAGUUGUGAUGGUAGCUAUUUGCAUAAAUGGACUAAACUUCUUCUUUAAGCUGCUGGCCUGGGUGUACACUGGAUCAGCCAGUAUGUUUUCUGAAGCUAUUCACUCCUUAGCCGACACUUGCAACCAGGCUCUGUUGGUUUUAGGGAUUGCACAGUCUGCACGGACGCCGGAUCCUGGACACCCGUAUGGCUUUACCAAUAUGCGCUAUAUUGCUUCAUUGAUUAGCGGCGUUGGCAUUUUUAUGAUGGGUGCUGGACUGUCCUGGUACCAUGGCAUCAUGGGGUUACUGCAUCCACAACCUAUAGAAUCCCUGCUUUGGGCGUAUUGUAUUCUGGCAGGAUCAUUAGUUUCCGAAGGAGCUACACUCCUGGUUGCUAUUAAUGAGCUUAGGAAAAGCUCGAGAAUAAAGGGAUUGUCCUUUUAUCAGUAUGUGAUCCAGUCUCGGGAUCCGAGUACUAACGUGGUCCUGAUGGAGGAUACUGCCGCAGUUUUGGGGGUGAUUAUGGCUGCCUCCUGUAUGGGUCUGACUUCGCUCACAGGGAAUCCUUACUAUGACAGCCUGGGUUCGCUGGGCGUGGGGACUUUAUUAGGAGCAGUAUCUGCCUUCCUCAUUUACACCAACACUGAGGCCCUUAUUGGUCGGUCCAUACAACCAGAGCAACUCCAACGUCUUACCGAACUCCUUGAAAGUGACCCUGCUGUGAGGGCCAUUCAUGAUGUAAAAGCCACAGACAUGGGAAUGAGUAAAGUACGGUUUAAAGCAGAGGUUGAUUUUGAUGGACGUGUAGUAACCAGGUCGUACUUAGAAAAGCAGGAUAUCGACCAGAUGUUACAUGAAAUCCGACAGGUGAAAACUCCAGAAGACUUGGAAGCUUUUAUGCUCAAACAUGGGGAAAAUAUCAUAGACACACUAGGAGCAGAAGUAGACAGACUUGAAAAGGAACUGAAACAACGCAAUCCUGACGUUCGGCACGUUGACUUGGAAAUUUUAUAGAAGCCGGAGAAUUUCCUAUUCAUGCAAUUCAUAGAGGAAGAGGAGAAGACUGUACAAGAAGCUUCAUUUCAUUUUCCAGGGUGCAUGCUCCAUGACUAAAUUGUAAAUGAGUGCAAUGCAAAUGCUUGGCAUAAUAAGUCAUGUUUACAGGAGCCUUGUACAGUCCGUUGUUGUAACAUUAUUAGGCUUUUUGUGCAGGGCGAAGGAAAGCGAAUGUUAUUUAUUUGUAACGCACCUCAGUAAACCACAUUGUUUUACUCCAUUCCAUGGGCCUAUAUAUAAUAGACUAUAGUUUUUGGUUUAUUUUGUUCCUUUUUAUUAGCAGGAAGGAUUUUUUUCCUUUUUUAUUUUUUUUAUUUUUAUUUUUAUUUUUUUUAUUAAUUGGACAUUUUUUUUGCAAGUGUAAUAAUCAUUGAGGCCAUUCCGCCAACCUAGUUGCAAAUCAAAAGCUCUGUU
Bufo bufo (common toad) is the source of this 2267-nucleotide messenger RNA. It is a transcript of the gene SLC30A9, whose product is annotated as solute carrier family 30 member 9. The transcript is spliced from 18 exons. Lineage: Eukaryota; Metazoa; Chordata; Amphibia; Anura; Bufonidae. The coding region runs from base 57 to 1811 and encodes 584 amino acids. Gene Ontology annotation, cellular component: nucleus; membrane. Gene Ontology annotation, biological process: transmembrane transport; zinc ion transport; positive regulation of transcription by RNA polymerase II. The record is from RefSeq and is a predicted model, not a curated record. Gene Ontology annotation, molecular function: monoatomic cation transmembrane transporter activity.